Messenger RNA from Knipowitschia caucasica, 2397 nucleotides. The record is from the annotation of a GenBank genome assembly. Lineage: Eukaryota; Metazoa; Chordata; Actinopteri; Gobiiformes; Gobiidae.
AUGCUACAGCUUCAUGUUGUUACUUUGACAAGAACAACGUACCAUAGUCAAGAACAGGCCAGUGCUUCGGACAGGGCUCAUGUUCUUCUGAGGGCACAGAUUAUGUCUUCCGCACUUGAAGCAGAGGAUGACGAAGUGGAUGAAGUGGAGUUCAUAUCUGAGGGAUCUCUAAGACAAGUUCAAGAAUGUAUUGACCUUCUUAGUGACACUGACAGUGACGAUAGAGGUUCACCGAUGUUGAUUGAAGAUGAACUCAGCCGUCACAAAGAGCAUGUUGCGUCCACGUUGGACAAACUUGCACAACAGGUUGCAUUAGAAAAACAAGAGAGGGCAAAUAAAUGUCAAGCUUUUAAGGAAAAACAAAUUUUACAGAAAGCUCACGGACAGCGGGAGCUAGCCUUUAGCUCUGCAAAUGGAAUGGGUCAAGAGGCCAAGCAUUGUGUUGACAUGUGGCUGAAAAUGCCAGGUGCAAAUUCUGCUGCGAUUGGUGCUAACUUUAGAAGAAGACAAAAGUCUGUCCCUUUUCCACGAUUAAAUCCAACAAAACAGACUUGUCCUGUGAUAAACUGUGAGAGAAUCUACGAGAAUGCCUCUCUCCUCGAGGGUCAUUUAAAGAGGUUUGACCAUUCACCUUGUGACCCAACUAUACACUUAAAAGGGGAUUCUUCAGAUAUAUUUGCCUGUGUUUCGUGUUGUCAGCAUUUUCAGUCUAAUGAAGAGUGGAGGAGACACAUGGAGUCUAAGAUUUCCUCAAAAACUCCUGAUGGUCAUGUCUUCAGCCAGACAUACCAACGCAUUGUGUGUUUUGCUUGUCCUGCCUGUUAUCUUCUCUUCCACGUACGCGACGAGUGUCUCCAGCACAUGACUGUCAAAAAUCAUUUUACAGAAUCAUUUGCCAUGACAGAACCAAGAGAGAAAGCUACGCCUGUACCUGUCCCUCAGUAUGCCAGGAAUCGUCUGAUUGCAUUGUGCAAGGACACAACUUUCAAUGUGCGAUGUUCUUUGUGUCACAAAGUGCUCGUCUCGCACCAAGUUGCUCAAGCUCAUUUCAAUGUGCAGUGCAGACAGGGCUGUGCUGUGGCCAAGUCUGAGAAAACUAUAGUAGAAAUAGUCAAACAGCUGCAAGUGAAGGGUCAGUGCUCUGUGUGCAGUAAGAUCUUCUUCAACCGUGAUGAAAUAAAGAAACACCGUGAACAGACACAGCACAAUGUGGAGCUCAUCAAGACAAUGGAAAGAGCACUUCUAGAGUUCAGCAGGUUUCAUGAACUCCAACAGAAACAGAAGAUGACAGAGAAGCUUCAAAAAAGGAAGUCUGAGCAACCUGCUCAUUUUCAGAAGAAACAACGAGCUAUUGACUUUGACGAGUUCCCUUCUAAAAGGCAGCGCCUUGUGGAGAACAAGUGCUCCAGCAGACUCUCCACUAUGGCCUGGUUCUGCGAGUGUGGCCUGCAGUUCUAUGAAGAGGCCAAUGCCUCCAAGCAUCUUAUGGCUGUGAACCGGAUAUUCCAUCAGUGUGGAGUUUGUGGGAAACAAAUGGGCGAAUCCUCCAUCGCCCGCCUGCACAUGAGUCGAUUUCAUGGAGGUGCACAUCUCUCCAACAUUAUUUACUUUUGUCGUAAGUGCAAUGUGGAAAUGCCUCGACAGGAAGAUAUCCUCUCACAUGUGUCGGACACCCAUAUUGGGCACACUUAUUACACAGAGAGAGAAGUUCCCCAAGAGGUUCCCACAUCUGAUGAUGCCAAACCUUCCACCAGUGGCUUUAAACCUGCCAUCCAACUGAACACAGACCUGCCCAUAGCCACCACACACCCAAAAAGCUGGAUGUGCAGAAUGUGUGAGGACGUCUUUGAUUCAGAAACAGAAGUUCAGAAACACUGUAGUGACCUGAAUGCUCAUAGCUUUCAGAGGUUCAUCUGUGGCCACUGUCCUCAGAGGUUUUUCAAAGAGUCCACAGUGCACAGACACUGUGUGAAUGAGCACAAUGGAGAGGUUCAGAGCUCUCACUUCUGUGGCCUGUGUGACAGCAUGCAGUUUGAGUCUGAAGAAGAGUUCCUGGAGCACUACAAACGACUCCAUAGCCAAGAUUACUACUGUAUCGAAGAUAAUGUGAUUCAGCCUAGUGUUCCUGGAAAUGCAGAGCUUGCUCAGAAAUAUUUCUGGACAUACCAACCCUGCACAAGCUCCAGGAUCUGCUCUGACAUGGUGAAGACUGAACCCAAAGCGGUCAAAAUAUUGGAUGCAGUGGAGAUCAAAACCAAAAACAGUGAUGUGGCACCAGAAUCUGAUGAAGAGCUCAACCGAACGUUAACAUUAAGUGCUGAUGAGGCCAGAGAAGAAGAGGCCAGGGAGUCCGCUGAGUUUCAAGAGGCUAUUAAAAGAAGUAUGCUUGACUUCUGA